UUGACGUGCGCCGAGAGAAACUCGGGGGUGCACAAAGCGAGGACCAUGCACCGUAGGAAUUUCACAGCGUUUCUCGUAGCCGCCGUGCUGUUCUACUGUGGAUGUGUCGUUGGCGCCCACGCUGGACGUGACCUUCACGGUAGUGGCUGGCGCUCUCCCAGGGCUGCGGCUCCUGCCACCACGGACCAGAGGCUAGCCGCACUGAAGGCCGCCAUCGAGACGGCGCUCGCUUCACCUUUGUCGCCUUCUCCAGCCGGCGGCAAGCGGCCCCACGUCUCCGUACUGAGGGCCGGCGACGCCAAUGGACUCAAGAUAAUUCGCAAAGCCGGUGGUGGUGAGCCAAGGCGGAGCUGCCAUGGCGCGAGCGAGGCGUACUCCGACUGUGGCGCUGACUGCGAGCUCGUGUGCGGACGACCCAUGCCCGAGGGCGGCUGCCGCGGCCACUGCAAGCCAGGCUGCAUCUGCAGGCACGGAUACAUCAGGUCAUCGGUGGGCGGUCCCUGCGUGCCGGUGUCCAAGUGCCAACCGGACUGCGGCCCCAACCGCAAGUUCGAGGUGUGCGCCUCGCUGUGCCCCGCCUACUGCGACAUGCGGCCGCGGCGAUGUCUGAGGCUCUGCCGCAUGAACGCCUGCGCCUGCGCCGACGGGUACCUGCUCGCCAGGAACGGCACCACGUGCAUACACCGGGACCGGUGCAAGCGCUUUUGACGAUGUCACGCCGCGCGGAACGUUACCGCGGUGCGGAGCACGUCCCUGUUGCCGUAUAAAGAGGCGGCACCGCUGAAACUGGCAACGUCUCAGCUGCUUUCUCUGUGGCGCAUGAUUAGGAUGCGUUGACUGCUGCCGACACCGGCUCAUGCCAGCUAUAUCUGCAGUAUCGCUAUAAUAUAAGGUCCUGCCAGGUCAACACCUCCAGGUUGACAAAGAAAGGUCGCGCUUGAUUUGCAGAUUGCACCUUGGAAUAGGCCAACGCGUUACUUUUACCAGGAGUGCUCGCCGAGGAAGCGAUUUUGAAUUAACGAAGUAGAUCUCUGUCGCAUUUAAAAAAGAAACGUGACAACUGUCUCUCGUCGUAGUAGAUUGAACGGUGCUUGAAAGAAAGAAAUACACCUCGUUUCAAUCAUUUAAAAAACAUCGUUAGCAAAUUUUGCAACGGACAGAGCUGUUCGUUGGCUAGAAUUGGCGUUAAUCCUGCAUAUUUCCUGUCCGUGACUUGAAACCUCUCGCACCUUCGCCUUCUUCACCGAAGGCAAAUAAGAGUCACAGCUGUAGCUAUAGACCACUGUAUCUACAAACUUGUAGCGCUAUGGUGCUAGGGCCAGCCGUGCACCUGCAUCGAGGUAGCAUUUUAUAAUUAAGCGGUGAUGACAGCUCUUCGCUGUCUACAAUUUGGAGCUGCAUGCACAGAUUUCCCCGAGCUUCUGUAUGCUUCUGGAAACACAGAAAGAAAGCUCGAAUUUCUCAAAUCACCCCUACACCUCUUAUGUGUUUAAGUGAAUAGGUAUUUACUCGGGUGCUUUCUUAUACUGUAUUUUUUAAAUCACAUGCCCAAGUAAGGCAAGAUAGAAACCGGGUGAUAGUUUGAAAUGAGGGUGUAAUUGAAUUGAAAUCAUCUUUCGUUUCUUACAAAUACAAUCACCUUAGUGAUAAGUUCGGUUAUCAUGGGCCCAAGGGGUAAAAGGGGUGCUGUGUACUCUUUGAGAAAAUACGUCACUCUAGCCUUCACAUUACGUAGAUUUGCGUACGUGAACAAUGUGUAAAUGUUUGGUCAAGAAGCGGGCUUGGUGCAGAAGGUAUUAAACAAAAGGGCACGUGUUGGAUGUUAGAAGAAACAAAUGCUUAUUGCAGCACCAUAAAAGCACAUCGACAUUUGGCAACAUCUUCGGUGAAUACGCGCAGCAACGACACGGCACGUUUCCAAGAACAUUUGCACACUACCGGCGUUAACCUGCAUGCUUUAGGACAGCGCUGAACUAACGUGGGCCAAGAGAACAUGGACAUAGACGCGGUGCCUUCUUUACCACUGUACGGUUUUAAUCAGGGCAUGGUGUUCCUUAAAGGACUACUGACACGAUGCUCUUCCGACUCUUAAUUUCUUGCGUGAAAUGAAUGGCCGGGAGCUCGAAACCCUACAAGUGGUACAGUUUCGUCCGUAACGCGAAGCGAUAAGGUGAUGGCUGGCGAAGUGUGAUGCGCAGUAACCCAAAAUGACCGUUUUCUGUGGUGUUUGCCGGAGCGAGCAUUCGAAGGGAAUACGAGCGACAAAUCUCCUUUCGAGAAGUAAAAGUAGUGCGAGUUGUAUUCGUUUCCAUUCAAGGCAAAAUGUUAUUGCAAUGUUCGACACUUCGAAUUCCUUCCGAAGUCGAAUAACAAGAGUUGCCUUAUUUCAGUCUUUAAGAUUGGAAAAAAAUUUGAAGUAGACUUCUGCGACCUUGCAUAAAAGCAACUAAAUUUCCCGCGAAAGCUGUUUACUUCGAGCAGUCGCACAGAGAGUUUCAGGGAUUGUAAAUAAAUGAGAUAAUUGAAAACGUUGCGAAUUGAUCACUUUCCUUCCUGAAACCUUGCCCGAAUAUAAUGCUUUCCAGCACUCGUUGGGAUUCUUUUUUUUGUUGAAAGACAGUAAUUCAUCCGCACGCAAUUUUCUUCACCAGAACAUAGGCGAAGUGAAUUGAUGAUACCAAGAAAAGCUAAGGUUUAUUUAUUAUUCAUAACUUUCCCACUUGAACAGGAAAAUUUCGGGACACAUUUCGGAAACCAUGCAAUACACUUUGCCUGCAACAACGUGCGAUACUUUUCUAACGCAGGCUUCUCUCGAGAAAUAGGAAAACUUGGCUAAAAAUAUCAGCGUGAUAUUUCGUGCACUUAAUAAAUGAUCUUUUUUUACCAAGGCACUAAUUGACGCACACAACCUUGGCACAUAAUUUUGCGAUAGCGUUCCGUUUAAGUUCAUUGAACUUGCCUGGCUGAAAGAGCUUUUCUGGCAUUUAUAUUUACGCCAGAGCAGCUGGCAAAAUUUUGCGCUCAUCUUAAAAACAUACUCCUGAAGUUUCGGAGCGCGUGCAUACGUAAUUAAAUUGCAAAGACCGUAAUUACUCCCCCACACACUUUGAAUUGUUCGCAUUGUUCAAUACUUUCCGCUUAGUUCCGACCAAUGUGAAGUAGAUGGCUUGCGCAGUUCAUAGAUUACGCCGGAGAAACAAAGUGCAGUGCUUAGCGAUUCAAAUGCAAUGAUCGAUGCGCACGGCUCCCUGCACUUAUUUCGCCACCAGUGGACGCUGGGAGCACCGAGCUGAUUCGUUGUAGUACACUCCGAAAACGAGAGCCUUUGUCACGCAUUGUGACUGGGUUUGAUCGCCUAGCGAACACCUGUAUAGCAAAACGUACCGAUGGUCAUGCGGACAGAUUAUCACGUUUGCAUGGCUGAACACUGUCGAUUUCUCGUAUUGCUCAUAGAAGAAAAACACAAAAUAAACGAGGGUUUAAUAAUUAUUCGUAACGUAUCUGCUUAAUUUAGGUCAGGAAUGCAAAAAUCUCACGACACACUGGAGUUAACACAACGCAUGCUCCUAGAAAGCAGAACUUUCUUUUUGUCUGACACAGAGUUCUCUCGGGACAUUGGUAAACGUAGUUGAAAACGGCAGCCUGACACUUUCAAGCACUCGCUAAAGGAAUUUUUUUGUACCAGGUCAGUAACUGAUAAAGAGGUGUUUAAGUUGGCACACAAAUUUGCGAUAGCAAUCCCUUCCAAGUUAGCUGAACUCAGUCUUUCUGGCAUUUCAACUUGCAUCAGAGGAGCUGGCAAAAUUUUGCGCUGUUCGUAAAGCAUGUCAAUACAGCUCCGGAGCACUUGCGUAGGAAAUUUACUUUAUAGGCUGUAAUUAACCCACCCACUAUGAAUUUUGUGUUCACAUUGCCCAACAUUUUGUCCUUUGUUUAGUCGAUUAUAGACAAGGUGGCUUGUAUAGUUCAUUGAGGUCACCGGAUAAACCAAGGAAAUGGCUCAUAUCACGCAUAACAGAAACAAAAGAAAGGAGGGUUCGAAAAUUCUUCAAUAUUCUUGUAUUCAAGCCAGCAACAAGCAAUUUUCACCACAGAGAGAGAGAGAGAGAGAGAGAGAGAGAACGAGAGAGAGAAACGAAAAGGGAAAGGUUGGGAGGUUAACCAAGGACGUGUCCGAUUGGCUACCCUAGACUUGGAAGGGGUAAAGGGGAAGAAUAGACAAGAAGGAGAGUGGAGUAAAAUAAUAAAGAGUCAGUCAUCCACAGUCAGUCGCAGCGGAAUGUCCACUGUCACCAGCGCUCAUACCGUCCGGGAGCCUUCAAGAAGUGCAGAAGUGCUUUUGUGGCCUUUCGAAUGCAAGAAUGAAUAGGCCAUCGUCCCAGGAUUUUUUUCUACGAGAGUACUCCAUUACCUAAUAGGCUAAUGUUACAUUCUAGAGUACGUCGUUGAGAGUCAAAGGAUGGGCAAUGACACAAAAGGUGCUCUAGAGGCUCAUCGCACCCGCACAGAUUGCACGCCGCACUGUUGGUCAUUUCUAUCAUCAACGAUUAGGAAUUUGUAGAGCACUUGCCAUUCCCCCUAUAUUCAUUGAAUAUGAGAUUGCUAGUAUUUGGCUUUGUUUCUAUGACACUGGGAAACAUCGCGGACAACGGCAUCGUGACACUGUCGAACGCUUGAAUAGGUAACUUGCUGCAAAGGCUGUAAAUCACCUACAUACCUCAAACGUUCCGUAGGCGUUACCCAUACAGUGGUACCCAUACGAAAGCUCCGCUGUUUUCAGUCCUCUCAGGCUAGUGUAAAAACGUUUUAGGCACUUCAUAAAACCACUGUAAACGGGCGGCAAUUGAGGGCUUAGCAAAUUCAAUUUAACCCCCGACUGACACACAAAAUUCAAAAUUUGCCUACGCAUUGCACGCAUCUUUCAUCACAUUUUCUCAAUAUGUAAAUUUCAUGGGCUACUUUGUUCUAUCAGAAAACACUAAAAACUUACUUACCUAAAACGUUUUCGAGCCCUUUUAAAGCCGCAUUAACAGUUUUGUUGCGAAAAAAAUUAUCCCACGCCCCUUAAACAUGAAGUCAGCAGCGUUAAUUAUGCGUGAAACAGAUGGCUCUCGAGACGGCAUUUCUAGAGUUCAGGAGACCUGGUUUUCGACAUCUCUUCGCUCUUCCCCAGCGGCAGAGCUACAGAGAAGAUUUCGAAGAGGUUUCUUUUCCAAAACUAUCCUCCAUACUUCAUUGUUUCAUGUUUGCCAGCUGUAGUUUCAAGGGGCUAGAGACUCACUACAACGAUGCUCGUACACUGGGUUAGUCGCGAUAAUUUUUCGUUCAGCUACGUUUUAUUGCAUGUGGCGCUACUCAUGGGAAAACGAAGAACAAGUUAUAAUAAGCCUCCAUAGGUUGGAACCGCUAAGGUGUAAUAUGAAGGCAUCAAUGAUCGCCCUUGGUAAUUGUCCUUUCAGCAUUGAAGAGUUUCUUGGGCCAUGGGUAACGCCUCUAUACAACGAUCAGCUCUAAAAGUUUUAAUAAACGUCUUUAGCGAUAUUGAUAAUGUAUUUUUGCAUGAACACUUUGUGUGUCCUUGUGUGUUAUUGUCAUGUCGCGGUGUUCAGUGUUGGUUAUAGAUUCAUUUGUGUUUAAUUCUAGAAAGCGCAGAAAGUGUUCCUUUUGUUUCUGUACUGUCUGUUUUUGUUUAAGCAUGUUUACGAAACAAUGUUCAUUGCCGGACCUUUCUUUUUUUCAUAUCCCCUCACGUCAUCAUCAU
This is a messenger RNA of Dermacentor albipictus, 5761 nucleotides long. RefSeq lists its product as uncharacterized. The record is from RefSeq and is a predicted model, not a curated record. NCBI's taxonomy places the organism in Eukaryota, Metazoa, Arthropoda, Arachnida, Ixodida, Ixodidae.